AUGGUGCUGUCCACGAACGGGGCCAAUUACCUGCCGGCGAUCUGCGCCAACGUCUUCGAAUGUCUCGGCGACGGGCGCGUCGGGGACGCGCUGCUGGCGACCGAGAGGGAGCUGCGGGUCGCGCGCGCGGCGGGCUUCUCUGCCGUCAGGUUCUUCCUGCACGAGGCGCUGCAUUUCAGCCGCGGCGCCGCCUUCCUGGACGACGUGUCGCGCUUCCUGGAGGUUUUUGAGCGCCACGGCGUGGACGUGAUCCUGGUUUUAUUCGACGCCUGCUGGCGCCCAGACUUGGAGGGCGCCGAGCCGAUCGACGGCGUGCACAACAGUGCCAUGCCCCCCCCUGGCGUCUCUCUGUAA
Messenger RNA from Prorocentrum cordatum, 354 nucleotides. NCBI's taxonomy places the organism in Eukaryota, Dinophyceae, Prorocentrales, Prorocentraceae. The record is from the annotation of a GenBank genome assembly.